Stylophora pistillata is the source of this 1023-nucleotide messenger RNA. RefSeq names its product serine/arginine-rich splicing factor 6-like. Gene Ontology annotation, cellular component: nucleus; cytoplasm. The record is from RefSeq and is a predicted model, not a curated record. Lineage: Eukaryota; Metazoa; Cnidaria; Anthozoa; Scleractinia; Pocilloporidae. Gene Ontology annotation, molecular function: mRNA binding.
UCCUUUCUUCGUCGCGUUUCUUUGCAGAAUCGACAAAUAGAGGUGGAAGCUAACUAUGAGCAGGGACAGAGCUCCGAGAGUCUUUCUCGGUCGACUACCUCGAGACUGCAAAGAGAGAGACGUCGAGAAGUUUUUCCGUGGAUUUGGACGAAUACGAGAGAUAAAUUUAAAGAAUGGAUUUGGCUUUGUGGAAUUUGAUGACUAUAAAGAUGCUGAUGAUGCGGUUUAUGAACUAAACCACAAGGAAUUCAUGGGAGAAAGAAUAACAGUGGAACAUGCCCGUCCAACAUCAAGGAGUGGAGGUGGUGGAGGUGGGGGUGGAGGUGGCAGUGGUGGAGGAAGUGGAAUGAGAAGAGGUGGUGGAUUCAGGUUUCGAGACAAAUAUGGUGCACCUUAUAACACUGAAUUCAAAUUGACUGUGGAAAAUUUGUCAUCCCGUGCAAGUUGGCAGGAUCUGAAAGAUUACAUGCGUCAAGCAGGGGAAGUGACUUUCACCCAGUGACAUAGAGACAGAAUAGGAGAGGGGGUUGUUGAAUUUGCCACCCUUAAUGACAUGCAAAGGGCACUGAAACGUCUAGAUGGUACUGAGUUGCUGGGAAAGCGCAUAAGGCUGACAGAGAGAAACCGUCCACGAAGAUCCCGUUCACUCUCACCACGGCGCCGAACUAGGUCCAGGUCACGUUCGCCAAGGAGGUCACACUCGCCUGCCACCAGAGGACGACACUCGCGCUCUCCAUUGGCACAACGUGGUCGCUCACUGUCGCCACGCCCUAGUGGAAGUCCUGGAAGACGAUUAUACUCAAGUUAACCAGAGCUUAGCUUGCUUUAUCUCAUGAAUACUGUGGUUGUUAGCUCUAGCUUCAAGUUCAGUUAUUGUUUGGCCAAAAUUGGCCUUUGAUGCCAUUUUAUCUUUUUAGAUUGUUGUUUUGAGUUUUUGUUGUGAUAAACAUUAGAGACAAUUCACUUAAACUUUGCAGUCAAUCACUUUGUGUAUUGUUGUCAAAUAAAUGAGAUAUGAUCAUU